AUGUCAGAAUUUGUAGCAUUUAAUUCUACUGUUCUUCCUGAUAAUGAUUCAAUGUUAAAGAAGUAUUCAAUUCCAUUAAUAUUACAAAUAACACCUUUUGCUGAAAAAGUAGUACCUAAUAUUCAAGUAAAUACUGUUUCAGAUAUGCCACGAUGUGCAUAUUGUAGAGCAUUUAUGAGUAAAGAAAUGAAUUGGAUUAGAUUAGGAGGAAAAUAUAUUUGUGGAUAUUGUCGUCAUAAUAAUGAAAAGUUUUAUUUGAGAUAUAAAUUUAUGGAACGAGAUGGUAUUAAUUCAUUUCCUGAAUUAACUAAUGAUGUUUAUGACUUUGAAUAUCAGAAAUCAAUGAACAAAAUUUAUCAAACAAUUAUUAUGAUUGAUACUUCUUAUAAUUUUAUUCAAACAAAGGAUUAUAAGAAUAUGAUUAUUUCAUUAAAAAGUUAUAUUAAUAAUUUUAUUUCUUUAUAUCAUUAUAUUUGUAUUAUUACAUAUAAUACUACUAUUACAUUAUAUCAAAUUGGAAAUAUUACAAAACAAUUGAACUUUCCUAUUAUUGAUGAUAAAAUUAGUCAAUAUACAAUUCCUUAUUAUAAAUCAAUAUUUAUUAAUUCAGAUAAUAAACAAUAUAUUAAUGAAUUAUUUGAUUCUUUAUUAAAUAUUGAACAAAUGAAAGAAUUAACAGAAAAUAAUUCAAGAGGAUGUUGUUUUGGUACAUGUCUUGAAUUAGCAAAUGAUUUAUUAAAUUCACAUGGUGGUACUAUUAUUUCUGUAUGUGGAACAAAAUGUGGAUUAGGAAAAGGAGUUUUAUCAAAUAAAUUAAAUACAAAUUAUUUUAAUUCAACAAAAGAACCUAUAUUAUUACAACCUGAUCAUUCUAAUGAUUUCUAUCAAAAGAUAGCAUUACAUUGUUCUGAAGUUAAUACUGUUGUUCAUAUGUUCUUAUUUGAGAAUGAAGAUUUAAAUGUUCCAACUAUUUCAGAAUCUUGUCAUCUUACAAAUGGAGUAUUAAAAGUUUAUCAACCAAAUACAACACCAUUACAAAAUAUAAUAAUAGAUUUAUCUAAUUUAACACCAUUUGCAUUUGAUUGUGCAAUUAGAUUAAGAAAACCUAAUUUUAUUAAUGUAGAUUAUGUAAAUGGUCAUUAUUUUCAAAAAACAAUUACAAAUUAUACAAUACCUGUACUUAGAAAAGAUUCAACAUUUAUUUUUCAUCUUUCAAUAAAUGGUGAAAUUAAAUAUUCUAAAGCUCUUUUUCAAUUCGGAUUAUCCUAUACUUCUAUUAAUGGUUCUAAAAGAACACGUGUUUUUAAUAUUGGAUUAAAUGUAUCUUCUAAUAUUCAAGAUUUUAUGAUAAAUAUUAAUCUUCAACCUACUAUUAAUGCUUUAUUAUCUCAAACAUUAAUUCAAGCUCAACAAUAUACUUUAAAUCAAUCAAUCUCUAAAACAAUGAAUUCUUUAAUAACUUAUAAAAAUCUUAUUGCACAAAGAUCAUUUCUUCCUAUUUAUUUGUAUGGAAUGAGUCAACAUGAACUCUUUAAUAAUAAACAAUUAUCCAUUGAUUCUCGUUAUGAAUUAUUAUAUCAUUUACAAACAUUUUCACUUUCAUUAUUAUCUGAAUUUGUUCCAUUGUUAUAUAAAGUUAUUGCUUUUGAUGAUAUUCAACAAAUUCAAUUAUCUUCUUCAUUAAUUACAAAAGAUAUUUUUAUAUUAGUUACAAACCAAAUAUUUGUCAUUGUACCUCAAGAUAUUGAACCAAUAAAUCUUCAACAAUACUUAUGUGUUUCUUCUUUAAAUGAAGUAGAAUCUAUUAUAGAUUGGAAUACAUGUUUAAUAAAAGAUGCAAUCAAAAAAAUUAAAGACAUGAAUAAAAUGUUUAGUGUUGUUUUUAUGCUUUAUGGAUCAACACAAUUCCAACAAAAAAUAUCUCAUUGUUUUAUUUUUGAUGAUUCAAAAUAUCGUCAAUUCCUUUAA
Entamoeba dispar SAW760 is the source of this 1968-nucleotide messenger RNA. Its product is annotated as protein transport protein SEC24, putative. Lineage: Eukaryota; Evosea; Mastigamoebida; Endamoebidae. Gene Ontology annotation, cellular component: COPII vesicle coat; endoplasmic reticulum exit site. The coding region runs from base 1 to 1968 and encodes 655 amino acids. Gene Ontology annotation, biological process: COPII-coated vesicle cargo loading; intracellular protein transport; endoplasmic reticulum to Golgi vesicle-mediated transport. The record is from RefSeq and is a predicted model, not a curated record. The transcript is spliced from 2 exons. Gene Ontology annotation, molecular function: SNARE binding; zinc ion binding.